AUUAGGACAGGCAGCCGGUGAGAGUGCGCGAGGACACCGGGACAGCGGAUUCAUCAUCGGUCGUUGGUCGUGUGAGCCGCUGAAGUUCUCCGUUAAGAUGUUUCUAAAGAGUCCUUACCGAGAAUACCGGAGCUAACGGCAAUUAAAACCCCAACCGGUGGAUGUAACGUAAACAAGUUUCCCCUCGGACCGUCGUUUCUGUGCUGCCGGUGGAGAUUUAAGCGUCGUGAGGGACAGGUGUCUCGACUCCCCCCUUCUCCAUCCUCUCCGCUUCACACCAGUGAAGCCCCCGGGGCUCGGAGUCUUUUCCCCCCGUGUUGUUUCUCUUUUUCUUUUCAGUUGGAAGCUGGACUUUUCUGAACCAUGUUGUGGACAAGGUGGCUCAUCCUGCUGCUCUGCUGGGGGACCACAAGCAGCCAGCAGCAGGCGGAUCAGGGGGACGGGGCCCCGGCAGCGGUCCAACCAGGCUCCCACAGACAGCGGUCUCCUCCACCUGUGGAGCCGCUGGAUUUUGGAUUUGUACCGUCGGCGGUUUAUGAUACUCACGCCUACUACGAACCAGGACCAGUGGGGAUCCUCUUCCAUAUGGUUCAUGCUUUUCUCUACGUUGUUCAACCGAACUCCUUCCCCAAAGAUCUGAUUGUAAAAGUUAUACAACAAAACAUGGGAGGAAUUAAAAUAGAAGAAUGGAGAAAGCCAGACAACGUGGUGUUGCUGCUGCAGUGGAUCUACUAUGAGUCCGGGUUCCUCAUCUGUGGGGGCAUUGGCGUUCUCUUUGUGGUCCUGCUUCCCAUCAUAGGCCUGUGUUUCUGUGUGUGUCGGUGCUGUGAGAACUGUGGAGGUGAAAUGCACCAGAGACAGAGGAAGAAUGCAGACUGUCAGAGAGGUUUCUACACUGCAUCACUCAUAGCCACCACCAUCUUCAUCAUUCUUGGAGUACUCAUCGCCUAUGCUGCAAACCAUAACGUCACCACCAAGAUAAAGAACACUCGGCGGUUCAUCAACACAAACAUUAGAGACUUGAAGACAUUUGCUAACAACACUCCUGCACAAAUUGAAUACCUGACAGCCCAGUACACAACAGCAAAACACAAAGUCCUAUCAGACCUCGACAACAUCGGGCCUUUGUUGGGUGGGAGGAUCCACAGUCAGCUGGAGAAAGAGGUUGUUCCCUCACUGGACACUGCACUGCGUAUGGCAGGAGCCAUGCGUGAGACCAAAGAGGCCCUGGAGAAUGUCAGCUCCUCCUUGGAGGUGCUUCAGGAAGAAACGGGGAAACUCCGGGCCAGUCUGUCGGGGGAGCGGGCCUCUCUCUCAAACACCCUGUCAGACCCCGCCUGCACUAAUGGAGCUGUAUCUCAUACCUGUAACACCAUCCGCUCCACGCUGUCCCAGCUGGGAAUCAAUGCAGAUUUCUCCAAGCUUUCAGAUGUCAAUCAUGCCUUGGCUAAUGUCAAUUUAAUCCUUAAAACAGACCUCAGCAACAUUGUACAAAAGGGUUACUCAUCCUUCAAUGAUACGCCAAGACUGGUUAAAGAACAAACUAAAAACAUUGUCACAGCUCUACCUCGUGUGAAAAACAUGCUGGAUAAGAUCGGCACAGAGAUUAACGGCUUCUCCAAGAUGUUUCCAGUGGAAGCCUCUCUGGUCAAUUUCACCAUUUUCCUAACUGAUGGGCAGAAAAACAUUGAGUCCUAUUACCCACAGAUUGACCAAAUGGAUUUCUACAGGUGGAUUGGCGGUGUGGCAGUGCUCUGUAUGGUCAUCCUGGUCGUUGCAUUCAACUUCCUGGGGCUGCUUUGUGGCACCUGUGGCUACGACAAGCAAGCUACACCAACAACGAGAGGCUGCCUUUCAAACACCGGCGGCAACCUGCUAAUGGCUGGAGUGGGCUUCUCUUUCAUCUUUGCCUGGGUCCUGAUGGGCAUGGUGUCCACCUUGUUUGUCGUCAGUGGUAAUGUGGAGAAGCUGAUUUGUGAACCUCUAGCAAACCGACAGCUAUUCCAGAUCAUAGACACACCGUACUUGGUUCAUCCUGCAAAGAAGAACUUUCUCCCUGGGAUGCUGUUUCAGAAUCCGAACAUUGACUUGACUUUGGGAAGCAUGUACAGGGACUGCUACGACAACAACGGUCUCUACCACGCUCUGCAGCUGGAGACGAUGUUCAACAUCAACUCUUUCCUCAACAGAACUGUGUACAACAGGGAUCUGGCCAAUGUGUUUCAAAGCGUUAAGGUUGACCUGCAGGACAUUACACUGCUGGAGCAAGCUGGGAGAGACAGCCUCCUGAACUUUGCCAACUCUGGGAUUGGACAAAUUGAUUAUGAUGCCUACCUGGCUGAGGUAAAUAAGGGAAUCACUCUGGUGGAUCUGUUGUCCUUCUCUACCAACCUGGAGGCUCAGGCUGACCAGCUGCCACGUGGUGCUCUGGAAAACGCACUGAAAGGACAUGCCAGCAGUAUCAGACAGAUUCACAGAGAACAAGUGGUUCCAAUGGAGCAAGCAAUGAGUACUAUGAGUCAGAGUAUCAAGCAGCUGCAGAGGACAUCCAAUGACCUACCGGUCAAGGUCACAAAUAUCCUGAGUGCCAUUGAUGCUGCAGAGUACCUCAUCACUCACAAUGCCUCCCAUGUGGUAAAACAGGAGACAAAAGGCUACACAGAGAGCUUAGUGGGAUACUUCAAACAGUACACAGCAUGGGUCAGAAACUCGUUGACUUCAGAGGUGGCUCAGUGCAAACCCAUCAGUAACAUUUUUGACAGUAUGGAGAUCGUAGGAUGCGGCUUCAUAGUCGAUUCAGUGAACACAUUCUGGUUUGGUCUGGGAGGCUGCUGCAUCCUUCUUCUUCCCAGUAUCAUCUUCUCUGUCAAACUGGCCAAGUAUUACAGAAGAAUGGACACAGAGGACGUCUUUGAAGAUAUGGGUAAUACAGGUAAUCAUGGUGAACAAGUGUGUGAAAUCCAUGGAGACCUCGCUGUGCUCAGUACAUUUAGCUCCCCCUAUCAUGACACUCUGACCCGGUUCCCUCGGGCUUCUGCUCCCCCAAGCUAUGCGGACUGGUGACCCAAAGGAACUCGUCGAUGAGUGGACAAGAGACCUGGAACUGAUGUUCCCCUCUUGAAUCACUGGACUUUCCAGCCUUCAUAGUCAGGGGAGAUCAGCAACAAUCAGGAACUGUGUGGUGAGGGCGUCCCACUCUCAGUACCCCUUCAAGCCAUUUGACAAGGACCUCCAAUGCCAGCCAACUGUAAUAUAUCAUGUGUUCUCUCUACCCACCUGUAUCAAGCCCAGCAUUACCACAGCAGUCCUCUUAGUGCGCUCCUCCUGCUGUAAAAUAUCCUCUAUCAGAGCAAUGUACCUGAAUAGCUAGUUUUUAUUUGUAGAUAAGACAUUUGUUUCUACUUAUAUUAUGAGUUUUAACAUGGUGACAUAAGUGUAAAUUUUUUUACAGCUUUCAAAACUUUUGAAAGUUUUAUAUAUUUUUGUUAAUGUUUGUUUUUUAACAUGUACGUAGUUUUUGUAGUGUUAGCUCUUCUUUGUGAAUAUUUUUACUUUAGAUGAAAUCAUUUUGGCUCAACAGGUUACAUUCAUCAGGGAAUUCAGGGAUUGCUGAACAGUUUGGUAAAUACUCUCAUUUGCUUUCUUGCCAAGAGCUUGAUGAGAAGAUGCACCUCUCUUAUCUUUUAAUCUAAUGUAAGUAGCUUUGUUUUACAUAAAGAUAACAUCAAAACCUUUGAGUCUGUAGCAGAAUAACAGAGUUUCUGACUUGAUACUAUCAUCAGCGAGCUAACAGGCUCACAAUAACAAUGCUGAGCAUAAAAUGACUGUUAACCAUGUGCAACACAUUUGCUUAAUUAACAGAGUGCAGCUUGAUCUUGCUAUUUCAAAGUUGCCUACUCCAGCUUUAAUGAAAUAAGAUGUUCUUUUAAGGUGCUUCUGUCAGUAGUUUGUUGCCUUUGGUCAGGGGCCAGGACUAGGCUCAUUAUUUUUCCAUUUCCUGUCAAUGUGCUAUGCAUGCUAAGCUAUACGCCUCUUGGCUGUUCCUUCAUGGGUAGCAUACAGACGUGAGAGUGCGAGCCAUCUUCUCGGCUAACUCUCAGCACAAUCCAAAAAAGAGUAUUUCCCAAAGUGUGGCAUUUUGACUUCACACACUAGAGAGGGAACAGUGGCAAUUCAAUUUGGCUUCUACUUGACUAACUUAUUUAAAUAUUUUGAGGAAUGAAGAGGUAAGGGAAAACAUUAUCCUUCUUAACUUGUUACUGCAAAACUAUAACAACUCAACACAUACACACAUGAGCAUCACACACACACACACACACACACACACACACACACACACACACACACACACACACACACACACAUAUCCUUACAAUAUUUAAAGACAGCUAACAAACAACAUAUUGUGUCUUAGGCAUCUCUUGCCAGAACACUAGUGAUGGGCUAGUUGCUUAUGUUGUCAGAGGGUUUUUUGUUUUUCUUCACCAUUCUGUGGUUUGGGAAAUGAAACUCCCAGAAGCCUCUAUGGUGUCAGGGACCUGUUUGUGGACCUAAAAAGUGACUGAACAGCUGGAGUUUGUGGCAAGGGCGCAAAUCUGUGAAUAAAAACUUAAGUCAA
Messenger RNA from Notolabrus celidotus (New Zealand spotty), 4618 nucleotides. It is a transcript of the gene prom1b, whose product is annotated as prominin 1 b. Gene Ontology annotation, molecular function: cholesterol binding. Gene Ontology annotation, cellular component: cell surface; apical plasma membrane; prominosome. NCBI's taxonomy places the organism in Eukaryota, Metazoa, Chordata, Actinopteri, Labriformes, Labridae. Bases 364 to 3063 code for a protein of 899 amino acids. The transcript is spliced from 28 exons. The record is from RefSeq and is a predicted model, not a curated record.